Molecule: messenger RNA, 1283 nt
Organism: Diprion similis
Lineage: Eukaryota; Metazoa; Arthropoda; Insecta; Hymenoptera; Diprionidae
Product: WD repeat-containing protein 61
Exons: 8
Coding region: 259-1233 (324 amino acids)
Cellular component (GO): Cdc73/Paf1 complex
Molecular function (GO): protein binding
Source: RefSeq, a predicted model, not a curated record
AUUAAAUUAUCGCAGGCUGAAGAAUAGGUACCUAGAUAUGAUAAAAGCAGAUCAAAAUAUUACGAUAUUCCAAAGAAAACAAUGAACAUUAAUUAAAGUUGGAUAAACAGUAAACAUAGUCGUAGAAAACUAACCUAAAACAUUUGUGAUACUACGUGCGAUUAUAACAAAUCGACUGAGUGAUAAUAGUUGUUUAAUUAAUUAACAUUCGAUUUCACGAAACGGUUCGACCUGCGAAAAGGAGGAUAUUUUUACGAAAUGUACGCAUUGACCCACAAAACUGAAAAUGCACACGAAGACAGCGUAUGGACCUGUGCCUGGGGUUCCAUGAAGAAGAAAAGUGACGCUGGGCUGGAUAAUGAGAAUUCAAGAGACUCGAUGCGAUCCAAUGAGGACGAGACUCCAGAGUAUAUAGUGACCGGUUCCGUUGAUGACAGUGUCAAAGUUUGGCAAGUAUCCAACGGCGGUCUAAAGUUGAAGCACAAAUUGACUGGACAUUCCCUAGGCGUUGUCUCAGUUGCUGUUAAUUCCGACGGAACAAAAUGUGCCUCAAGCUCAUUGGAUUCAAGUCUUAGACUUUGGGAUUUAGACACUGGUGAAAAAGUGUCCAGCAUAGAUGUUGGCCCUGUAGAUAUUUGGACGGUGGUUUUCUCGCCAGAUGAUAAAUUCAUCGUUUCCGGAAGUCAUGCCGGAAAAAUUCAUCUGUAUGGAACAGAAAGUGGAAAACAAGAACAGACCUUAGACACGAGAGGUGGAAAAUUCACGUUAAGCGUUGCAUAUAGUCCCGACGGAAAAUAUAUAGCCAGUGGAGCUAUAGAUGGAAUAAUCAAUAUUUUUGACGUGGUGCAUGGAAAAGUACUACGAACACUUGAAGGACACGCUAUGCCAAUCAGAUCUCUCAGUUUUUCACCGGACUCUCAACUUCUCUUAACUGCAUCUGAUGACGGACACAUGAAACUGUAUGACAUAAAAGAUGCUAAUGUCGCGGGUACUCUUUCGGGUCAUGCGUCUUGGGUACUGGGAGUGGCAUUUGCUCCUGAUGGGCAAAAGUUUGCUUCCAGUAGUUCAGAUCACACUGUCAAAGUGUGGGAACUAGCCCAGCGUCAAUGCCUUCAUACAUUCAAUGAGCACAAUGACCAGGUAUGGGGAGUAAAAUAUAGUCCUGAUAAAAAUAACAUGCUCAUGUCAGUGUCCGAGGACAAAUCUAUCAACCUUUACGAUUGUCCUGUAUGAAGAUUUAUAUGUCUACAAUGUACUGUGAAUAAACAAUUUUUUUUAAAAAU